AUGCCAUCUCGAGCAGGAAUUGUUCGGCGUCAAAGCAUUGCACUCGGCCGCUCUGGCCCACGGUCCAAGAAUGGAUGCUCGACAUGUCGCCUGAGACGAGUUCGCUGUGAUGAGAGGCGACCAACCUGUGGCCACUGUGAUCGACUCAAACUUGAAUGCGAAUAUCAGCCUCCUCGGCCACGACGCAGUCAGCGACGGCCUCCUUCGCCAGACGACAGCUCAGUCAGUUCUCGGCAAGAUCUUGAUGCUGAUGCUGAUUCCAACUUGGACACAUCGCGAAGAUUCAGCAUGGUGACGGACGAGGCCAAUGAGUCUUCGUCUUCUUUCUCAGGAGUGACUUCAUUUCAGCCAGGAGUUGCUCUUCACGAUGCCCAGACUCUUUCUACCGGCGUCAAUGGCCAAUUCGGAGCCAUCACUGCAGAUAUAGAUUCCAAUGGACUAUCUACCGGCUCAAUAGCUUCUUAUAUAACACCUACAACAGCGGCAGCACUUGAUCUUGGCUCUUCAUCCAUACCUCCAGCAGAUCUUUCAGCAGACCUUUCACAAUCGCCGUGGAGCCCCAACUGGUUUGAUAGGGUGCCGCUCCCAGAUUCUGCUUUUUCGUUUACUUCACUAGGAUUUACUAGCGCUCUCAGCCCCAACUUCUUCACCUCUGAUCAAUCCUCUGGCUGGCACAUGGACGGCAACGCGACCUUGGCAGCAUCAAACGUGGACACCAGUCCAAAGAUCCAGAGCAUCACCCAAAACACAAACGACGGUCAGCUUGUCAGUAUCAAUAGCCAAGAGGGCACCGGACAGAUCAGCACAGGAUACAAACCAGCUUUUGCUUUCUCCCCACCGCUCUUAUCAGAUUCCCAGCAAGAGCUACUGCUUCGAACUUUUGAGUGCGCCAUCCAACCUCCGGCUUCGCUCGCCGGCAUCCACCCUUUGGGAUGGCCCAAGAUCAAGCAAUAUGUGCUUCAAAUGGCCAAUGGAAAACACAAUUCGAUCGAAUACGGGGCCGUCAUGCAUGCCCUUGCGGCUCUCAGUGCCAUGCUAUUCGAGCCUAGCCGACCAGCUGCUCUGGCUGCACUGGGGAGUCGCGUAUCUACCUGCCGGGAUGACUUUGGUCUCUUGUCCCUAAGAUUACAUGACGUGGCUUGCGCGGCACUCAAACUGAGUCUUUCGCAUGCGGGAUGGGAGGAACGAAGCAGCCAAGCACUAUUAGUGGUCAUAUUUUUGCUGGCUUGGUUUGAAACCGCCUAUGAUGGAAACGAUCAGGUCCACCCCAGCUUCCCAGAAGAUAUGGCGGAGCAAGUCAUCGUCAACGGCCGGGGCUGGGAUACCGGCUCUGCUAGUCUUUUCCAAUGGCUUGAUUCGUUUGACGCCAAGAUGUCUCACAUGGGCGGCCGCCAUCUCUUAUCGGAACCUGCCUUGGAGAUUAUCAGAAAGCGUCCAAAUGUUGCCGGCUCAACUAGCAUGGAAGUAUCAGACAAUGAUCCUCUCGGCAAUAUCGACGGCAUAUCUCCUACCACGAAGUCAAUAGAUGAAAGGGGCACAAAUGUCAGUGCAAAGUCUCGUAAUGGUGGCUCUAGACUCUCAACACUACUUACCGAACCGCCUGCAAUACCCAAGAAUGUAGUGUGUAUGGGUGUUUUCAACAUAUUGUUACAGCCCGCCUUCGAGUUUCAUAUGGCAUCUCAAGCCUAUUCGCGACGGGUUGGCUGCCACGAUCGCCAUCACCGCUCGCGCGGGACACCUGAAGAUGAAAUGGAGGUAAUGAAAGCAUGUAUGGGCUUUGAAGAGGAGCUAGAGGAGCUGUGGCGACGUCGUCCUAGUAUUCUUGAUUUAGACGCCUCACAGCUGCGGCUCUUUGUCAGUGAGAAUAUUGCUCGCAGGCUUGAACAACUUUUCAGCGUCUACAUUGCCACUUUCUGGGCUCAUUUCAUAUAUAUACAUCGUGUCGCCUACUGGACUUUACAGCACACCGCAAUUGCGCGCAAGGCUCUGAAGGAGACUGGCAAUAUGAUGCGUCGCAGCGUCGGCCAACCUAUACACCAGCACGCUUUUGACGCAAGCAUCUCACGCACGACAUCUACCGCUAUUCAUCCAGGCUUGAUGUGGGUAUGCUUCUUGUUUGGCUGUGAAGUGUCCGACCCCGUGCAGCAGGAAUGGGCGGUGUUACAGCUUCGAGCUCUCGGUCGGCUAAGUGGCAUGACAGAUAAACGACCAGCCUCAGCAUUUGAUAAUGAGGAAGAUGGGCUGCCUAUUGGAGGACUGGACCAAAAGGGGGCGCAGACGGCUCUCAAAGUGGCGCGCCUUCUGGAAGUGAUUAUCGAACGCCAGACUAAGCUCGGCGCUCGUGUGGAUGGCAAGUACUUGAGCCAAGAGAUCUUUGGCUGCCAUUUUUAUAUCAUAUAAUGCUUUAAUAGAACCACGUGGUUAAAUCU
Messenger RNA from Trichoderma atroviride IMI 206040, 2429 nucleotides. RefSeq lists its product as uncharacterized. Gene Ontology annotation, biological process: regulation of DNA-templated transcription. Gene Ontology annotation, molecular function: zinc ion binding; DNA-binding transcription factor activity, RNA polymerase II-specific. The record is from RefSeq and is a predicted model, not a curated record. NCBI's taxonomy places the organism in Eukaryota, Fungi, Ascomycota, Sordariomycetes, Hypocreales, Hypocreaceae.